Sordaria macrospora k-hell is the source of this 5052-nucleotide messenger RNA. Lineage: Eukaryota; Fungi; Ascomycota; Sordariomycetes; Sordariales; Sordariaceae. The record is from RefSeq and is a predicted model, not a curated record.
AUGCGCCUAAUAAACACCACCACCCUAACCCUCCAAUCCUUCAUGCUCCCCGCCCCUCAACUCCCUUCCUACGCCAUCCUCUCGCAUACCUGGUACCCCUCACCAGACGACGAAGUGACUUUCCAGGAUUUCACGCUUCUUCCCCGCCAUGAACUAGAAAAAAAGAAGGGAUACGCAAAGAUCAAACAGACAUGUCAACGGGCCAAGAAAUCGGGGAUCAAAUGGGCUUGGGUGGACACAUGCUGUAUCGAUAAGACGAGCAGUGCGGAGCUGAUGGAGGCGAUUAAUAGUAUGUGGGAAUGGUAUAAAGGGGCGACGGUGUGUUUUGCUUUUUUGGAGGAUUUGGAGCCCGUGCCCGGGACGGAAGGGGGGAGUGGGACGGGGCGUAGCAGGAUUGGACUUGGACUCCCACUUCAAGCCGGGCACGGGCAGAAUGGUCACGGUCGGAGUGAGAAGCGCUUAUCGGUGUCGGAUGAUGGAGGGAGUAACGAUGGCAGCAAUGUCUCAGCGGCUACCGGGUCCGGAGCAGGGACGGGUUCGACGACAUCAUCACCCUCAUCAUCAUUAUACAUCCAAGCCGAGCGAAUGGAGCACCUCAGCCACGAGGAGAAGGUCCGUCGCUUCGGGGCAUGUCGCUGGUUUACGAGAGGGUGGACCCUGCAGGAGCUCAUCGCCCCUUUGCAGAUGGGGUUUUACAACAGCAAAUGGGAGUUUGUCGGUGAAAAGUCCGCUUUGAAACACGUGCUGGCCGAGAUCACGCAAAUCAGCGAGUCGGUUCUCGAGAAUAGCGCGUUGCUCCCGACCAUCCCCGUGGCGCAGCGCAUGUCAUGGGCUUCUUCGAGGGUGACCACUCGUCCGGAGGAUAUGACUUAUUGCUUACUCGGUAUCUUUGACGUGCAAAUCCCGUUCUUGUACGGCGAAGGAGAGAAGGCGUUUAUCAGGCUGCAGGAGGAAAUUGUCAAGGAGACGAAUGACUUCAGUCUGUUCGCGUGGAAGUCUGGCAAGGGGUCAGGCAUACAGCACCAGAAGCACUGGGGCAUUCUGGCGCCGAGUCCGAAGGAGUUCGCGGAAUGUGGGGACAUUGAGAUCUGGGGUAACCCGCUGUAUAACGCCGAGUGUUAUGUUACGGGCAAAGGGUUGCGCUUUACGCCGGCGCCGGGGGGUGGAGGAUUGUUGAGGAGCAGUAGUUCCAGGUUUAAAAACACCGAGGGGACGUAUAUUCUUGACCUCGGGUGUUAUCACAAAAGCGAAAAGGGCAUGGCUAUCGGCGUGUUCUUGCAGCAGCAUGGCUCGGAUCUGUACUGCCGCGUGAUGCCCGAGAGCUUGCCGACGUGGCCGACGGGGCCGGGACAGCAGCCGAUGUUACGCAAGAGCAGGGUGUUUUACAUCCCCAAGGCGGUGUCGCCCGUGGCGUCGACGAUGCUGGGCUCCAGUCAUCGGUGGGCGUUCAACUUGUCGCAGGUGUUCGCGGCCAUGGCUGACAUCAAGUAUCUCCCGCAACAAAGCCAGUUCCAACCCGAGGAAAGCUGGGACUCGGAGCGCAGGCUGUUCUUGAGCCAGGGGUCGAGGAACUUCCAAUGUUGCGCAGUAUUCGUAACGACGAGGACGGACGGGUUGGGGGCGUUGAGGAUCUUGGUAUGGUGCCAGCUUCAUUUUGUUUACGGCACCGAUGGAGGGGCGCAGGCAUCGGUCAAGGUCGAAUUUGAUCCACCCUCUGAGGGGAAUACAGACGGCGACGGCUAUGUCAAAUGCAACAGCAGGGUUGUAACCGAGGCCUACGAAGGUCAGCCGGUAUUCAAAGUCGAGGUCGAGGCAACGACGAGCAAGUUCCGCGCGCUCCCUACCAUCAUGUCCUUCCGCGGUACCGACGCGUCCAUGAACAAGAUGGCCAGGGCGCACCAGAUGAAGCAUCAUGAAAAGAUAGCGGCGGCCGCGCAAGGGAGAGAACGGUAUUUCAAUUCGGCAGCAGCGAGCAUGUCGAGUACCAUGGUGGGGAGCCUCGAAACCCCAGGCGAUGACCUCGAAGCAAGCGAAGAAGCGGUACAAGGAAGCCACCAAGGGGGCCCAAACUCUCCAAAGCAGCAGCGUCGAAUCGAGCUGGAAGAACAAGAGCGGAUUCGAAAAGAGCUCGACAAGCAGAAAUCAGCCAACAAGGCGAGGAUCGCAAGAGACAAAAAGAAGGCAAAGGAGUUGGCAGACAUACAGGCGCGGAAGAAGAAGGGAUUGCCGCUGGUGGAUGUCCAUCCAAGUCAGGACACGAUUUCGAGGUUUAUACGGAAGGGCGAUGGCAAUACGGCUCCAAAGAGAGAUUCGAGUGGGAAUGUCAAGGGCAAGUCUUCAGAGGAACCAAUCCGGACUGUUUAUCCGGAAAGGGACAGUUCGAAUAAGAACAUACCAGGUGAAAGGGACGAGGUAGUUGGCAGUCCGAGGAAGCGACCACGACUUGACGAGGACAGCCCACCGAAGAGGCAAGAUGCGGUCACAAUACCCGACAAGGGGAACACAGAAUUGGUGGAAGAUAAGAGCAAGAAGCAGAGGCCUCGAAACACCCCCGAGCACGCUUCAGACAAUGGCCAGCCAAGACCAGGAGACGAGAACAAUAUGGCGGCAACGUCGCAUAAUACACCCCAAGGGGAAGACAAGAGAGGGGAAGUUCCGCCCAAUAAGGCAAACUCACAGUCGAAAUCACAGGAAAGGACAACUACGAUCACCGACAAGGAGAACAUGCCACGAGUGGAGGGCAAGACAGAAAGUACAAGCCAGCGAAGCUCGCAGCUACGUCGGGCAGGCAAAGAAGGAUCCCAGUCGAACGGCAGGACAAGUUCGAGGGCAAUAUCCAGCAUGAAUAGGAUACAGACUCCCGAAGAAGUUGUAAUGGUACCUUUGCCCAAACCGACAAGGCUACAGCCGGACAGGCAUCUGGAGGACAUGGGAUUGAGCCGAUCGCGAGCGAACAAGGAGAUCUUGCGUCCGAAAGAACAAGAAGUUCCUCCUCCAAAGCCGGCUCCAGCAAGGAAGGUUAUCAAACCGUUACCAACUGGUAUGCGACCGAGAUCACAUUUGGGAGAAACUGAUGGGAAUCGGUCUACGCCACCAAAACCGACCAAGGAAACAGUGUCGGCGCAAGGCUAUCAGGAGCCGGAGCUCGCGAAUAAGGAAAAGCAACCGCAAGUACCAAAGGAGAACUCCCAACUGAAGCCCAGAGAGUCUACACCGAAGCCGUCGGUGGUGCAUUCAGCUGUCGGACCAUGCAAACCAAUACCGUCACCACAACCCCAUCCUUCUCCAAUGCCACCACCACGGCCUCCAGUGUCUGCUCGUCAGCCUUCACAUGUCUCGAGACCCAAUCCUCCGGUACCCCAGCAGCCGGCCGGAGCUCCUGCCAACACACCCAAGAUGCCCAAUAUCGGCAAGCCGGCUGUCACAAGCAGUGAUACACCACCAUCAAGCACCCAGUUAUUUGUCAUGUCGCACCUCGACGACCUGCUCCCAAGUCCAUCUCAAGAGCUUCGAGAGCUGGAGGGGGGUGCCCAGCCUACGCCCAUAUCGCGGCCACCCGUAUUCAAGACCUUUUCUAAUAAGCAACCACAGAUCCCUGCGACAUUCUCUAAGUCGCCUGUUGCGUCAGGGCCGAGACGCUUCGUACGACAAACGUCACAUGUACAAAUCGCACCUCCGCGGCCUCGGAUGCAAGAAGUCAAGCCUGUUGAAGAUGACUUCUUCUCCUUCCUCUCCACGCAGGACUUACUCUUCUCGUCUCAGGACAUUCGUGAGCUCGAAAGCGACACUCCCUGCAAGGUUAACAACCGAACGGAACGCUUCGAACCUCCAUCCAAACAACCACCCAAGAAGGCCUCUUCGUCUCCCUCUUUAAUAACUAAUAAGGGACAUCGUUUGUCGGGCACAGCGAGUGCAACACCAGCACCAAAUGCGGUCUCUGGGCCAGCCUCUGGGAAACUGGCUGAAAGGGUACCUACUCCCUCGAAGCAAAGCUCAAUGGACUUGGUGGCAUCGAAUCAUCAGGCGACCUCUACAGCCUCCAAAGCCCGGCCCGCAUCCAUCCCAUCAUCUACCACACGAGGCCCAAAGACGAUAUCAGACUCCACAUCCGAAAAUCAGGCGGAAAGGAUAUCUAAUGCCUCGAUCCCAAGCCCGCGGCUACGGGCUUCAGCAACUUCAACUCCAAAGCUAAGUCCGGUCAUUGGAGGCCAAGAACAAGCGAAAAUUUCAAACCCAAGUUUGCCCACAGCCUCAGGCGCUACUCCUCCCGCGCCCAAACCCGCGCCUCCGGCUCGAUCCCCAUCACCUCAGCGGUUCUUCGGCUCCAGCGGCGUAGGCAUACAGAUCCUGCUCGCCAUGGCAGAAAGCGAAAAGACAUUCAAGGAGGAUGAGGAACGACGUCAGGAAAAGGCUCGCCGUGAAAGGCUAAUUAAGGAGAGAUGUAAAAGGGUAGCAGAACAAAGGGCCAAGAAGGCUGCGGAAGAGAAGCGUAAAAAGGCAGAUGAGGAGAGAGCGAAGGUGAUGGAACGACUGAGACGUCAGGGUGAGGAGAUUGCUCAGUUGAAGAUUCCUUCGGCGAGGAGGGCAGAUUCGCCAGCUGCAGGCGCGGUGCCGGCACAAAGGCCUCUGACUCAGGCAAAACAGAUGCCAGGGCAAAGUAUCAAGCAUCUUAUCCCUUCGAUUAGCAAGGUGAAGAGACCGCCUGGGGAAUGGAUGCCAGCGCAGAGGCGUAGCAUUGCAAAGCCUGUCGUGCAAGCAAAUCACCCACAGCAACUGCCACCACCCAACUCCAACGUUCAGGAUCGGGCACAGCACCCGCCCCAACAAGCACCACAGGUAACCAAGACAUCCACAGCUCCCAAACCAAAGUCCAGCAUCGCAGGACAAAAUCAGAUACAGCAAACAAUGGAGGUGGUACCCACGUCAUCUCAAGAGACGGACUACGAGGAUGGAGACCUGGAUGGGCUAGGUGAGUUGGGUAUGGGCCUCACACAGUUCCUGGGCCCUGACAAGGACCUGUCUUGGCUUGAUGACGACGAUGAUGAUUUCUGA